GGGCUGAAGUCCCACGCCUACAUCCACAGCGUCCAGUUCAGCCACCAUGUCUUCCUCAACCUGCACACCCUCAAGUUCUACUGCCUGCCCGACAACUAUGAGAUCAUCGACUCCUCGCUGGAGGACAUCACGUACGUGCUGAAGCCAACCUUCACGGCGCAGCAGAUCGCCAACCUGGACAAGCAGGCCAAGCUCUCGCGCGCCUACGACGGCACCACGUACCUGCCUGGCAUCGUGGGGCUCAACAACAUCAAAGCCAACGACUACGCCAACGCUGUCCUCCAGGCUUUAUCCAAUGUCCCGCCGCUGAGGAAUUAUUUUUUGGAGGAGGAGAACUAUAAGAGCAUCCAGCGCCCACCUGGGGACAUCAUGUUCCUGCUAGUGCAGAGAUUCGGGGAGCUGAUGCGGAAGCUGUGGAACCCCCGAAACUUCAAAGCCCACGUCUCGCCCCACGAGAUGCUGCAGGCCGUGGUCCUCUGCAGCAAGAAGAACUUCCAGAUCACCAAGCAAGGGGACGGGGUGGAUUUCCUCUCCUGGUUCCUCAACGCGCUCCACUCGGCCCUGGGCGGCACCAAGAAGAAGAAGAAGACCAUCGUUACCGACGUCUUCCAGGGCUCCAUGCGCAUCUUCACCAAAAAGCUGCCGCACCCCGACCUGCCGGCCGAGGAGAAGGCGCAGCUGCUGCAGAACGCAGAGUACCAGGAGAUGAUGGUGGAGUCCACCUUCAUGUACCUGACGCUGGACCUCCCCACCGCCCCGCUCUACAAGGACGAGAAGGAGCAGCUCAUCAUCCCCCAGGUGCCCCUCUUCAGCAUCCUGGCCAAAUUCAACGGCGCCACCGAGAAGGAGUACAAGACCUACAAGGAGAACUUCCUCAAGCGCUUCCAGCUCACCCGCCUGCCCCCCUACCUCAUCUUCUGCAUCAAGCGCUUCACCAAGAACAACUUCUUCGUGGAGAAGAACCCCACCAUCGUCAACUUCCCCAUCACGAACGUGGACCUGCGGGAGUACCUGUCGGAGGAGGUACAGGCGGCGCACGCCAACACCACCUACGACCUCAUCGCCAACAUCGUCCACGACGGGAAACCCUCCGAGGGCUCCUACCGCAUCCACGUGCUGCACCACGGCACGGGGAAGUGGUAUGAGCUGCAGGACCUGCAGGUGACCGACAUCCUGCCGCAGAUGAUCACCCUCUCCGAGGCCUACAUCCAGAUCUGGAAGCGACGCGAGGAGGACGAGACGAACCA
This is a messenger RNA of Mesitornis unicolor (brown roatelo), 1247 nucleotides long. RefSeq names its product ubiquitin specific peptidase 39 (gene USP39). Lineage: Eukaryota; Metazoa; Chordata; Aves; Mesitornithiformes; Mesitornithidae. The annotation marks the transcript as partial. Gene Ontology annotation, molecular function: cysteine-type deubiquitinase activity; zinc ion binding. The record is from RefSeq and is a predicted model, not a curated record. The transcript has 9 exons. Gene Ontology annotation, biological process: spliceosomal complex assembly; mRNA processing; protein deubiquitination.